UCAAAAUAAAUUCCUUUAACCUUCGACUUAAACUUCCAAUAACUUCCUAUAUAAACAAAGGCUAACAAGCACCGGAAUUGGCACCGCCUUAUUCCAAAAAUAAAAGGAAACGAUCUUAGAGAGAAACAUCAAACCAAGGAAGAAGAAAGAAUUAAGAAGAAGAACAAAUUAUUGAAAAUCUCCCUCUCAAAAAUCCCACAACAGCUUUCUCAACAUUCACCAAAACAAUCAUCUUCAAACAUUCUCUUUUCGUUUAACAUGUUGACUAUUAAGAGGGUUGCAACGGUUCUUUCGAAUUACCAAGAGGAUGCUUAUGAAAAACAAGAAGUUGGGUGCGGUAGGAAUUGCCUUGGAAACUGUUGCAUACCUGCAUCGACGCUACCUCUGUAUGCAUUCCAGAAAGAGCAAGACGAUUCAGGGGAAUAUGGGGAGUUAUAUCCAUCCGAGGAACAACCUCAACCAUCAUUCCUGAAUCUGUUGCUUGAACAAUGGGGCGACCGAAUGAGACGAGGUUUAUUUCGCUAUGAUGUAACGAAUUGCAAGACAAAGAUCAUCCCAGGGAAGUAUGGUUUUAUCGCGCAGCUCAAUGAGGGGCGCCACCUCAAGAAACGGCCUACUGAGUUUCGGAUAGAUCAAGUCCUUCAGCCCUUUGAUGAUUCUAAGUUCAACUUCACAAAAGUUGGACAAGAAGAAGUUCUUUUCAGGUUUGAACAAAGCAAUGACUGCAAGAGUCAUUUCUUGGCUAGUGCACCUGUCACUGCAAAGCCCAACUACUCUCCUAAUGUUAUUGCAAUCAAUGUGAGCCCGAUUGAAUAUGGGCAUGUUCUGUUGAUACCACAUGUUCUUGACUGCUUGCCUCAAAGGAUUGAUCAUGACAGCUUCUUGCUUGCUAUUCACUUGGCCAGAGAAGCAGCAGAUCCCUUCUUUAGAGUUGGUUAUAACAGCCUGGGCGCUUUCGCCACGAUUAAUCACCUCCACUUCCAGGCAUAUUAUUUAGAAGUGCCCUUCCCAAUUGAGAAAGCUCCUAUCCAAAGAAUAUCCACAGAGGAAGGAUUGCAAGAUACGGGAGUUAUUGUUUCACAGCUGUUGAAUUAUCCAGUUAGAGGCCUUGUUUUCAAGGGCGGGAAGUCAGCGCAGGAUCUGUCUGAUGUUGUUGCCAAUACCUGCAUUUUUCUUCAAACUAACAACAUCCCCUUCAAUGUCCUCAUCUCUGAUUGCGGAAAAAGAGUCUUCCUCUUGCCGCAGUGUUAUGCCGAGAAACAAGCAAUAGGAGAAGUUAGUCAGGAGCUGCUACAUACUCAAGUAAACCCUGCUGUUUGGGAGAUCGGUGGACAUAUGGUGCUGAAGAGGCGCGAGGAUUAUGAAGAUGCAUCGGAGGCAUAUGCUUGGAGACUCCUAGCUGAGGUUUCUUUGUCAGAGGAGAGGUUCCAGGAGGUGAAAGCUUGUAUCCUGGAAGCAGCAGCAUUGCAAGCAACCAACAUGAAGGAAACUGAAGUAAAUCAGGCGGAAGAUAAGGUAUAUCAGAAAGAAGAUUCAUUGUGCAAGCAGCGUGCAGCAAGCCAAGCCAACCAACGUGUACCAUAUGAUUGCAUGGUUUUGCAGUGAAGACCAAGAUUUUUCCAAGGUAGUAAGCAAUUAAUGCCAAAUUGAACUUGUGACUAAUGAUAGCAAUGGGAAUACUGGCGGUUUUGACAUUAAGCCAGAAUCUGUUGCCACAUAUACAUAUUUGUAUUUGUCGGGAAAAAGAGAAACAUUUUCUGCUGGUUGUCUUAGGUAUGCUGUCCCCAUCAUAUUCAUGUCCUCGUAUUUUGACUUUGAAAGUAUUGAUGUACUCAUUAGUUAUUCUUUGCUAUUCUUUUGAUAAAUGAGAACCAUAUUUUGUGAACAAGGAUAACUAUUUUAUACGUUCAACAAAAUAAAAAGGAAGGAAAGAACAUAAAGUUCAAAAAGCUAACAAAAGCAAUGAAACCCUGCUUCUUCAGAUAGCUCUCUCUUUUUACCUUUUAUUUUGGUGAGAAUCAAACUUUGGUUCGAUGGGGCAUAGAUGCCCUCUCUUUAAGAAGAUGGGGGGUUCUUAGUUUCUGCUCCAUAAACCCGGAUUGGCUUGCAAUAAAAGAAACUGUUUCAAACUAGUGAAAGUUUGUACAACACCAAAAUCCUUUAUUCCUUUGCAUCCAAUCUCCUAGAUUAACAGGAUUAGGCAUUAAUUAAUGCAAAUGAGGGAUGAGUAGCGUGAUACCGACUUUGUAUCUAUCAUUGUUUUUGGUACAUAAGAAAGCUUAUUAGGCUUGAGUUGAGGUGUACAAAGGGAGGUCUCUCUUUCCUAUGAUUUGAACUUGGGAGCACCUCCCUGCACCAUUCAGAAGUUACUAUUUGGACUUUUAAUAUAAGAUCAAGUAUAUAGGACCUCCACAUUCCCAUUGAAAGAAGAUCUUUCCUUCCGUAGGCAGGAACAGUGCCUGCAUAAAAUCAAGGAUUAGCAAUAAUAUACAAUAACAACAGAGCCUUCAAUGUUGUUUAAUAACAUCCCUUACAAAUGAUUUUCUUCAGGUUUUUGGUUGAAGCAUGAAAGCUUCUCGUUGACCAUAUAGAUCAUGUGCUAAAUAUAUGAACCAAGCAUCUAAGCAGUCCAGAGAAUUCCUUACAUUUUUAUAUUCCCAUGCUUUCAUAUUAAUAAUUAGGGAAAGAAGAU
Theobroma cacao (cacao) is the source of this 2692-nucleotide messenger RNA. Its product is annotated as GDP-L-galactose phosphorylase 1-like. The record is from RefSeq and is a predicted model, not a curated record. NCBI's taxonomy places the organism in Eukaryota, Viridiplantae, Streptophyta, Magnoliopsida, Malvales, Malvaceae. Gene Ontology annotation, biological process: glucose metabolic process. Gene Ontology annotation, molecular function: GDP-D-glucose phosphorylase activity. Gene Ontology annotation, cellular component: cytoplasm.